Molecule: messenger RNA, 1927 nt
Organism: Amoebophrya sp. A25
Lineage: Eukaryota; Dinophyceae; Syndiniales; Amoebophryaceae
Source: the annotation of a GenBank genome assembly
AGAUUUUCUGUCAUCCUCGAGACGAGACGAGAGUCGUCGAGCGAGUCCCUUCCUCUGGCGCUGUGGCUAUGCCAUUGGGUCAAUAAUAGGCCCACUAAACUCAGCAUUAUUUUGCUCGAAAUCGAAUAAAGUCGUGAAAGACAAGAUGCAAAAUCCCCUUCGGCACCUGUUGCAGACAUGCCCCAGAGCGAGGAAGCGAGGCGUUUUGCUUCUUGACGGAGGGUUGACGACCUCAUUACCCAAAGGAGCGGAAAAGCAUUUUCUCUGGGGCCACCAGCUUCUUUACGGUUUAGAUGGUGGAAUUUCGGCAUUGAAGGACGUACAUGUUAAGGCUUUACGUAAUCAUGAAAAUUCAUCUUGAGAAGCUGAGGCAUCUCCCCCGAGGAUUUUCAAGGCGAAACCGUUCAUCAAAGUAGAUGCGCUUGCGUUUCAUUUUCAAGAGGAAAAACAUGGUUACUAAAAACAUAAACUCAAACUCUAAGCACGGCAAGUUCUUGAGAGCAGGGUCUGAUGUGAUAUCAACGCUGUCAUACAAGUUGUCUGCAGAGUUGAUCGCAGCCUGCUACAAGGCAAAACGGAGUAAGGAGAAUCCUUUGGGGAUGAUGAGGGAGGUUGUUGGUGGACGAGGUCGUAGCGAAGGCGAGAUGGAUAUAGACUCCGAAACUCAAAACCUGUUCAAUGGAAGUGCUGAGGCAGCGAGGCAAGCGAUCGAGGAAGAAGCGGAUCAUGUUGUGGAGUCUACUACAUCGGGUUCUACUUCAUCUAGCACUAAAAACAGUAUAAAACGUUUAGUCUUUGGCAGUGUGGGACCAUGUGUGGAUGCCACAGAGCUUUUUCGCGGUGCCACAGAUCCCAACACAAGGUCAAAAGGAAACGAAGAAGCAGACCGGAUGAAGCAUUACUAUGAGAAGAAGCUGCGGAUGUUGAAGAAGGUAGUUGUACAAGUUACUAUGCGAAGAGUAAGACCCACUACUUCCUUGUAGAUUGACGAUCAUCGUCAUUCUUGUCAUUGUGUGAGAAUCUGCAAGUAAUUCUUGGGAGAGUUUCUAAUUGAGCAUGUGCAUGCCUGCUACAGUUCUUGAGUGUUUUUUUACAACAAACUCGUGCAUGACUGCGUGCGACUGCGUUUUUCUAUACACUUUUAACAGGCUGGCGUCGACGGCGUUUUCUUAGAAACUCUUGCGGGCAGUGUAGAAGCGACGAUUGGCGCAGAAAUAAGUGGUCGCCUAGGAUUAUCGACUGUGGUGUCCUUCUGUUGUAAGGACAGCGCGCAUACAAAUAGUGGAGAAGCUUUAAACGAUUGCGCGAAGAGGAUGAGAGAAUACUCGCACGUUCACGCAGUGGGGGUGAAUUGUGUCAAACCGGAGCUAGCAGUGCAGCUGGUUUAUGACGAGCGGGAAGUAGUAGAUUGAGCAGCGUCGAUCAGGAGGAGGAGAUAUAUUUAUACUUGAUGACCAAAUACUACACGUGUAUGGUUCUGGUAUUUGGUAACCUGAGUUUGAUCCUAAGGGUACUCUUCUUGUUUUCCCUUAUGAUCAAACUCAGGUUACCAAAUACCAGAAGCAUUCAGCAGGUUUUUGAUUCAGUUUGUUUUACGCACGUUCAAGUUGAGUCGUGGUCAGUGGGUAGUAGAGCGAUUCUGAGGUGGGGGUCUCGUUCUCGUACCUCGAAGAUCCUCUAACCACCAAAAACAUUGAAAGCAGCCUUACACGAUACGAAGCUGAUCGCAGUCUACCCGAACAGCGGUGAGGUCUGGGACGCGACUGAGGGGGCCAGAUGUUGGCAUGGAGCAGACAAGAUGAAGGUUCUGGACGGCUCCGAUUGUCUCUCAUACAAAGAGGCAGGUGCAGAUUUGAUUGGAGGGUGCUGCCGAGUUACUCCUGAACAGAUUCGGCUCUUUGCGGCGGCAUUGGAUGUCGGAGCAUGA